This is a messenger RNA of Miniopterus natalensis, 3306 nucleotides long. It is a transcript of the gene FAM131A, whose product is annotated as family with sequence similarity 131 member A. The record is from RefSeq and is a predicted model, not a curated record. Lineage: Eukaryota; Metazoa; Chordata; Mammalia; Chiroptera; Miniopteridae.
GGGUAGACUCGUGUCUUUCCGCCUGGAUUCCCACUGCUGAGGGUGGCGGGAGGCGCAUGGCCAGGGGAGGGGCUAGUCAGCCCUCUCCAUCCCUUGGCGACUGGCCUUGUCCGCCCACAUACACUCCCACCCCGCACCCCUUUCCUAUUCCUCUCUUCUCGCUGUCCUGGGACUGGCCCUAUCCUGGGAACCUGCCUCUCCCAUCUGUGCCUCAACCCCCUUAGGCCUGCAAACGCUGGCCACGUACCCUACCAGGGAGUUUUUAAUUAAACCUUACUCCCCACUUCAGAGUCAGAAGGUUGAUGAACAGGACUGAGGCCCCACUUGGGGCACCUGUGAGCACCUGAUCACCUCUCACCUCUUACAACUCUUUUAGUUUCCUUCCCCCACUCUCAACAACAACAAAAAAUCACCCUACCCUGUGGAGGGAAACGAGCCCAGAGGGAGGCCAUCAGGUCUUUCUUCCCACAAUUGCUGACUCUUGCUUGGGCCUUGGUUCCCAUGGAUGGUGCAUGCUGGGGCCUGGUCUUAGUCCUGUGCAUCUGAGGUUGGCCAGCCUACUUUACUCCAGUGUCAUGGAUUUCUCCAAGCCUAAGGCCAGGUAGGAACUUAUGACAUUGAAGGCUAGGUUUCAAAUGGGUCCUGGGCUUUUCAGGGCAGCUGGUCAGUCACACAGGCCUUAGCGUGGUUGGUACUUGAGGUUCUUUAGAUCUAAGACUCUGAGAUUUGUACUUUCCUUGGGUUCCCAUGAGGAAUUCUGGGAUUUGUAGUCCUAAAUUAACCUCACGGCUUAUGAAGCUGAGAAGCAGCAGGCUGCUCUGAUCCCUCUGGCCCUGUAAGGCUUGGCGUUCAAGAAGUCAUUCCCUCCUGUGGUCAAGGCAGAGUUUGGCUGACCUCAGGAUUGGCAUCAAGAGCCCUGAUUAGGUACCAGUUAGGGCCAGGAUGGCCUGUAACCUUGUGUCUUCCUUCUGGUUGGUAGCAUUUCUAGGGACCACCAGCUGGCUGAGGCUCAGGGACAGAGACGGCUGCUCCAGCUAAAGUGGCCUCGGACCCCGCGUGGGCUGUGGAGUGGAUCGAACUUCCUCGGGGCCUCUCUUUAUCUUCCUUGGGAUCUGCUCGCACCCUCCGAGGCUGGAGCCGGUCCUCUCGCCCUUCUUCCGUGGACAGCCAGGACUUGCCAGAGGUGAAUGUUGGAGACACAAUCGCGAUGCUGCCCAAGUCCCGGAGAGCCCUAACUAUCCAGGAGAUCGCUGCACUGGCCAGAUCCUCCCUGCAUGGUAUUUCCCAGGUGGUGAAGGACCACGUGACAAAGCCCACCGCCAUGGCCCAGGGCCGAGUGGCUCACCUUAUUGAAUGGAAGGGCUGGAGCAAGCCAAGUGACUCUCCUGCUGCCCUGGAAUCAGCCUUUUCCUCCUAUUCGGAUCUCAGUGAGGGUGAACAAGAGGCUCGCUUUGCAGCAGGAGUGGCUGAGCAGUUUGCCAUUGCAGAAGCCAAGCUCCGGGCAUGGUCUUCAGUGGAUGGUGAGGACUCUACUGAUGAAUCCUAUGAUGAGGACUUUGCUGGAGGAACUGACUCAGACAUGGCUGGGCAGCUGCCCCUGGGACCCCACCUUCAGGACCUCUUCACUGGCCACCGAUUUUCCAGGCCUAUGCGCCAGGGCUCUGUGGAGCCUGAGAGCGACUGCUCGCAGACCGUGUCCCCAGAGACCCUGUGCUCUAGUCUCUGCAGCCUGGAGGACGGGUUGCUGGGCUCCCCGGCCCACCUGGCCUCCCAGCUGCUGGGCGAAGAGCUGCUCCUUGCCAAACUGCCCCCUAGCCGGGAAAGUGCCUUCCGCAGUCUGGGCCCAUUGGAGGCCCAGGACUCGCUCUACAACUCGCCCCUCACAGAGUCCUGCCUUUCCCCCGCCGAGGAGGAGCCAGCCCCCUGCGAGGACUGCCAGCCACUCUGCCCACCAGCGGUGGGCAGCUGGGAAUGCCAGCUACAAGCCUCUGACGUGGCUUCUUCUGGGGUGGUGUCCUUAGACGAGGAUGAGGUGGAGCCAGAGGAACAGUGAUGCAAAUCAUGCCUGAUGGUGGCAUGUGUCCCCUGGCUGCUGGGGGCAGAGCCUCUGUGCCCAGUUGUGGGCUUGAGGCUUCCAGCAGAGCUCCAAAGCCUAGAGGGCUCCUGGGAGCACUCACUCCUCAUUGUGUGUUUUGCAUGAAAGUGUCUAGAGAGGAGGCAGGGGACCAGGCUGGGGGCGCAUGUCCAGCCCCCACUCCUGGGGUUUGCCGGGGGUUGCCCGGGGCCCCUGGGGCAUGGCUACAGCUGUGGCAGAGUGAUGUUCAUGUUCUUAAAUCAAAAAUGCCACACAUUUCCUCCUCUGAUGAUGUGAACCCUUGAGGGGGCAGUUAUGACUGGGCUGUGUGGGAUAGAAUGGGAGGGAGCCUGGCCUCUCCCUGCCCCUCCCCCUGCCUCUCUCCUCUCUGCUUCUCUCUUCACCUCCGAGUCUGAGUCCAUGUGCAGUGCUUGAUAGAAUCACCCCCACCCAGGGAGCCUACAGAAUGAGCUGUCCCCAGGGUCUUUCUCCCAGCUGGGCUCGUGCUGUGCUUCACCUCUCCAUUGUCUCUAAAUCUUUUUUUCUCAAGAAAGGGGUUUUGGUCUGUUCUUUCAGUCGGAUCUUUGGGAGGCACUGGAAUGAUGAAAGCAUUACCCACCACCCUUUUCCUGGCCACCCUGAAGGGGUCUGUGCCCUUUCCCAGUCCCUUGUAGGAUGUGUGAGCAGGGGCCCAGUGGCUCCCAGACCACCAGGCUGCUUCAUUCAUUGAGAUCUCUGUAGGGUGGAGUUGGAAGAGAUGGCUCUGUUUGCUACAGAGCUGUGACUUUGAUGUUCUUCCAGAGGGGGCCACCAGGGGGCCACGCGGGUGACCAGGCAGUUGCCUGCUGAUGCCUGAGCAGGGCAAGAAUUGUGCCAAUGGGUGACAGUCAUGAGGGAUUGUCUCUCAUUGGGGAGGAAAGAGGGUAGUGCCUUUCUUGGCUGAAGGACAGGCUAAAGCUACUGUACUGGGGGCAACCAGGGUGUUGAUGGCCAAGCAGUGGAGGCCUCUGCAGAUCCUACACUCCAUGGACAGCAGGCUCUGGAGUUUUAUGGCCAUGGGGGUGUAGGUGGCUACAGAUUUCAGGCCUUGUAGGCUUUGGCAGGUAAUAGGGCCCAAGGUAAGAACACGAGCUGAUGGGCACAGGCAUUCUAUAUAUAAGUGGCUCAUUAGGUGUUUAUUUUGUUCUAUUUAAGAAUUUGUUUUAUUAAAUUAAUAUAAAAAUCUUUGUAAA